AUGUUCACAUCUAACUCGUCGCAGUCCGACAAGACCGCCAACCCCAUGCGGGAGCUCCGCAUCCAGAAGCUCGUCCUCAACAUCUCCGUGGGCGAGUCUGGUGACAGACUGACCCGUGCCGCCAAGGUGCUGGAGCAGCUGUCUGGUCAGACCCCCGUCUACUCCAAGGCCCGCUACACCGUCCGCACGUUCGGCAUCCGCCGUAACGAGAAGAUCUCGGUCCACGUCACCAUCCGCGGCCCCAAGGCCGAGGAGAUCCUGGAGCGCGGCCUCAAGGUCAAGGAGUACGAGCUGCGCAAGCGCAACUUCUCGGAGACGGGCAACUUUGGCUUCGGUAUCAGCGAGCACAUCGACCUGGGCAUCAAGUACGACCCGGGCAUCGGCAUUUACGGCAUGGACUUUUACUGCUGCAUGACCCGCCCCGGUGAGCGUGUCUCGCGCCGCCGCCGCGCCAAGGCCCGCGUUGGCUCCAGCCACAAGAUCAACCGCGACGAGACCAUCAAGUGGUUCAAGUCGCGCUUCGACGGCAUUGUCCGCUGA
This is a messenger RNA of Sporothrix brasiliensis 5110, 540 nucleotides long. RefSeq names its product large subunit ribosomal protein L11e. Gene Ontology annotation, biological process: translation. Lineage: Eukaryota; Fungi; Ascomycota; Sordariomycetes; Ophiostomatales; Ophiostomataceae. The record is from RefSeq and is a predicted model, not a curated record. The transcript has a single exon. Gene Ontology annotation, molecular function: RNA binding; structural constituent of ribosome. The coding region runs from base 1 to 540 and encodes 179 amino acids. Gene Ontology annotation, cellular component: ribosome; cytosolic large ribosomal subunit.